This is a messenger RNA of Monascus purpureus, 3273 nucleotides long. The record is from the annotation of a GenBank genome assembly. Lineage: Eukaryota; Fungi; Ascomycota; Eurotiomycetes; Eurotiales; Aspergillaceae.
UCGACGCGGUUCGAUACUCCACUCAUGGGCUGAGGGGCAUGUCUGGUGCCUGGCAGGACUAAUUUGAUUCGCCUGCGGCUGCAUUGAGAACGAACUCUUUGACGACAACCGACACCAGUUUGUACCGGCAUCAACUCGGACUUAACACCAACUCGUUUUCAACAACGAUUCAUUAUGACACCAAAUCGAACCGAUACCAACUAGUACUGGCAACCAACUCGAACUGACACUAACUCGGACUGACAUCAACUCGGAUCGACACUAGCUCGUCUCUGACAACAAUUCGUUCUGUCUCGUUUUGGUUUAUGCUGCGGAGAGUGCACUUUUAAAGACAGACACGAACUCGAUUCUUCACACCAUUUCUCUUUCGAAUCUACUCCUCGCAUUAACUGAAAAAGAUCUUGCAAACUUAUCUCCAUUUCAAACGCUAACCAUGGGGUAUUAUGGCCACGGUUUUCGUGCGAGCUGGCUUGUUUCAUGGUUGUGUGCACACUACCACCGGCUUACGCUUUUUACCACGGUUUUCACCACUUUCCACAUCACUUUUCACCAUUUUUCCACCUUUUCCCUGGCCCUCAGUUUUCUAAGGAGCCAAACAUGGCUACCACCUUUAAAAACCUUCCCUCGCCCUCCUGCGACCGAUAGUCGCCAACUCUUUUUCAUCCAGCGAAACUCCACCAUCUCUCUCCUACCCUUCCUACCAUGAGUCUAACGAGAAUUCUCAUAGAUACAUCGGCCAUACAAAUACAGGACACAUAUUAUCAGCGUCUCUACAGUAACGCGAGAAGCAUCCAGGUGAAGUCACAAUCUCCUGUCAGUAUAACGAAUCUUUAACAGUCAGCCAGUUUGCUGGACUAUUAGCUUUCUAUUUGAACUCAAUCUUGACUCUGGAACCUUUCUUGUUGCAAGAAAAGCUCGCCUUUACCCAGAAAUUUCUGGCACCCGGUAUAUCCAUACAUACCGGCCAUGGGACGGCUUUUCAUCCAGCGGAACUUCAUCACUUCUUUCCCACCCUUCCUACCAUGAGUCUAACGAGAAUUCUCAUAGAUUCAGCGUCCGUAAGUUAUGAACGCUGUCCAUAUUACCGCUCGAGUUAUUAAGUGAUCCCCGUCUCUGAUGUGAAAUUGCAGAUACAAAUACAGGACGCAGAUUAUCAGCGUCUAUACAAUAAUGCGAGAAGCGUUCAGGUGAGGUCACAAACCUUGUCAGUGUAAGGAAUCCUAACGGUCAGCCAGUUUGAUGAAUUCUUGGCCUUCUAUUUGAACUCGCUCUUGACUCUGGAACCUUUCUUAUUGCAAGAAACACUCGCCCUUACCCAGAUAUUUCUGGCACCGGGUAUAUCCAUACAUACCAGCUGUGGGACGGCUUUUCAGUCUCAUCAAGGUGCUCCCUUUCCAAAAUGAUGACAGGUCGGUUUUGUUAACUUGAACAGCUCCUUUAGGUGAUAACGACGUGCUGCAUACAAGUGAAACUCCUGCCCACAAUGUUCGCCCCUUCGAAAUGAAUUCAUCCAGUGCUCGCCAGCCGGUGAACACACUGGGUCACGAGGUCAAUCUACCUACCAUAGAUGCCACUUCUGAGAUAGGAUCUAUGGGCGGCCUAUUCGACCGAGACUUUGAUGACGACGGACCACCGCAGACUCCUCAGCACGCCUCGACACCAGUUCCAUCAUACUAUCAAGGUGUUUUUCUUUCCGGAUAUUGGUCUUGAGAUGACCUCGCUAACUCGUACAACUUCCGCAGAUCGUAAUAACGACGGGACACUGUCUUGCGAUAUGCUCUCCGCGCAGAACAUUCCAUCCAUCGAAGCGGGCUCGAACACGGCGGUCGCAGAUCAUCACAUGGAGCAGGUCGAUCCUUACGACCAUGGGUACAGUUCUUCGUCCAUCGUCGGUGCUACACCUGACUUAGCGCAGACGAGCGAUCCCAUUGAGCAAAUUUUUGACAGCUGCCAAAAUUCACAACGUCUUGGUUGUUUCACUCCUCCGGAAUGUAUCACUGACCAAGACAGUCCCUCUUACUCCAGCUUGGCAGCGUCACCCGGGAUUGGCCGAUCACCACUUACCGUCUCCACUAGCGACUGUAACCAGUCUAGUCAUGAUACUGGGGAGUCCAUGCCUGCUGAAAGUAGUUUGGCGGGCACCGCUGGGGUAGAGUCAUAUCCUACCCCUGUAUCAAACCCCUCUCAUACUCCGAAGCCAGCAAACCGUGUACAGAAACGCAAACCUCGUAAAGCCACGAGGGAAAAGGCUAUUCGAGAAGAUAGAGACGUGUUAGCGUCAACACUCUCCACUUUGGAACGGGGUAAUCCUUCACCGUCGAACGAAAUUAACUCUCCUCAAAUGGGUCUCCUCAGAUGUCUGGUGAGUAAAGCGUGUCAAGUCACUAAUGGUGAGACGUUGCGUGAGGUCGAUAAAUUAAACGAUGGGACGUUGCGUACGAUCUAUGAAACAGGCGAUCGGAUAGUCAGGGGAACUUGUGUCAUUCUCAAUGACUGGAGUGAGUGGUUGUUACGAGAGUUUCAACCAGCAUUACUUCCUCCUUAUCACAGUCUUUCCACUGUGGAAAAAUGCGUCGCUGCGUCUCGAAUAUUGGUAGAACCCAAGGAUGGCAGCCAUGGCAAAUCCAUAGCUCGUCGUCUGGCACAAGUCCUUCUUUACACAUUCGUUGCAGUAUACGAGAAAGAAUUGAAAAAAAUGUUCCACCGAAACGGUCGCACACCCAUGGCAAUGGCCCAUGACUUCAUAAUGGAAAGGAUCGAGUGGAAUCGUAAUCGACUUGUGGACAGUAAGAAUUAUGGCAAGCGAUGGUGGAGACUAGGAAGUGGCAUUGGAAUCAUCACAAUUCUGACAUGCGCACCGGAUUCGGUGAUGGGCGACAUGGAAAACCGAACAUACACCGAUGAUUUCUUAAAGCUCUUGAUCAACUAUGUGAGAAACGCGUAUCCCAACGCUGUAGCUCACUUUCAGUCACUUGAUCCCAUUAUUCAAUCCCUUUUUGCUAAUACUUCAUUGCCCACGAAUGCUUCCGUCCGUCCAGACGGUUUGCAUUUGGAUUUUAAUACUCUUUCUGAACGGGUCCAGUGGUUCAAUACCGAGAAAGCAAUGGAAGCUGCAACGGAAAGGCUCCUGCGCGUCUUCAAGUAAGACUUAGAAGGACAGGCGUUGCAGGCAGCAGUCUGUCUCUUCAGUUUGAUAUUCCUUAGCUCCGUAUAUAGUUACUUGCUGCCUUUUUUCACUAAUAUGGCGGGAAUAAAUCUGUUACAUAUGCAUUC